AUGUCACGGCCCAGGCUCCCUUCGGCCCUGGCAUGGCUACAGCUCACCGUCCGGGUUCUCGCCCUCCUCACUUCUAUAGGCUGUCUCAUCACAACCAUCUACAUAUCACUCAAUUUCCACAAAACCAACCCAAUGACCUACGUAGCCCUGCUCUGGGCCAUUCUCCUCGACAAUCUCGAAAUUCUGGCUCUAUGCAGUAAUCCUGGAGAUAUGAUCAAGCGAAUACACCUGUGUCCUCUUAUCACCCUCGAAGUGCUUGGCCUGUUUUUCUUCCUUAUUAGCUUCUUCGUUACUUUUAUUGCGGAGUGGCAUCCGAGGAGGGAAGGGAGUGGGUGGAAUAAGGGUGAACAGCGACCUGGGGAUGAGUAUAAGCUAGCACAAGAGUUGCUGGUGUUUUCUGUUAUGGGCCUGCAUGUCGUUAUUAUCAUCAUCUGUUGUAUUGACGGGUGCACGCAGCGGAGGAGGCCUAUGUACGUUCCUAUUUCGAAUAUUGAUGAAACCAAUGCCAAGCUCACACGUCUUUUAGAAGAGAGCGAGCUAUCAGACAUAAUUCCCGGAACCGUAGCAGGCUAUCUCAGGAUGAGUGCUGGAGCUCUCAACGUAGCGGCAGAACACCAGGCAUCAACAUCUGGGUGUGGCAGACCAGACACGCAGAGCCGAAUGGUUCGGCCAGAUAUUUGCGACGUGCAAGAAGUGCGGACGGUAUCUUCUCCUUUCCCUCGCUUUGAUGGUGAGGAGUAG
Molecule: messenger RNA, 741 nt
Organism: Lindgomyces ingoldianus
Lineage: Eukaryota; Fungi; Ascomycota; Dothideomycetes; Pleosporales; Lindgomycetaceae
Exons: 4
Coding region: 1-741 (246 amino acids)
Source: RefSeq, a predicted model, not a curated record